This is a messenger RNA of Cucumis sativus (cucumber), 1371 nucleotides long. RefSeq names its product aspartic proteinase CDR1. Gene Ontology annotation, cellular component: extracellular region. Gene Ontology annotation, biological process: proteolysis. Lineage: Eukaryota; Viridiplantae; Streptophyta; Magnoliopsida; Cucurbitales; Cucurbitaceae. The transcript has 2 exons. Gene Ontology annotation, molecular function: aspartic-type endopeptidase activity. The coding region runs from base 1 to 1371 and encodes 456 amino acids. The record is from RefSeq and is a predicted model, not a curated record.
AUGAUGAUUCUGUUAGCUUCUCUCCAUCAUCUUUUACCUUCCCUGACCUUGGCAUUUUAUUUGUCAACAGCCAUAAUCUCGUCCACAUUGAUCACGACAAAGCCUUCACGUUUGGCAACCAAGCUGAUCCACCGCAACUCAUAUCUACAUCCACUCUAUGACCAAAAUGAGACAGUUGAGGACCGAUCGAAGAGAGAGCAGACAAGCUCAAUCGAACGCUUUGAUUUUCUCGAGUCAAAGAUUAAAGAACUGAAGUCUGUUGGUAAUGAAGCUCGAUCAAGUCUCAUUCCUUUCAAUCGAGGUAGUGGGUUUCUUGUUAAUUUGUCAAUCGGUUCGCCACCCGUGACACAGCUCGUAGUGGUCGACACUGGUAGCUCCCUCCUGUGGGUGCAAUGUUUGCCUUGUAUCAACUGUUUUCAACAAUCGACCUCAUGGUUCGAUCCUUUGAAAUCAGUAAGUUUCAAAACAUUGGGUUGUGGGUUUCCUGGGUAUAACUACAUUAAUGGUUACAAAUGCAAUCGGUUUAAUCAAGCUGAGUACAAGUUGAGGUACCUUGGUGGGGAUUCCUCACAAGGAAUUCUUGCCAAGGAAUCACUUCUCUUUGAGACACUUGAUGAAGGCAAAAUAAAAAAGUCGAACAUAACAUUUGGGUGUGGUCAUAUGAACAUCAAAACCAACAAUGACGAUGCCUACAAUGGCGUAUUUGGAUUAGGAGCAUACCCCCACAUAACAAUGGCCACUCAAUUAGGCAACAAAUUUUCCUAUUGCAUUGGCGAUAUCAACAAUCCUCUCUACACUCACAAUCAUCUUGUCUUAGGACAAGGAUCUUACAUUGAAGGCGAUUCCACUCCUCUUCAAAUCCACUUUGGCCAUUAUUAUGUCACUUUACAAUCCAUCAGUGUUGGCUCUAAGACCCUCAAAAUCGACCCAAAUGCCUUCAAAAUCUCAUCGGACGGCAGCGGUGGAGUUCUGAUCGACUCUGGAAUGACCUACACUAAGCUUGCGAAUGGUGGGUUUGAAUUACUUUAUGAUGAGAUUGUUGAUUUGAUGAAGGGUUUGCUGGAACGAAUCCCAACUCAGAGGAAAUUCGAAGGGUUGUGUUUUAAAGGUGUCGUCAGUCGAGACCUUGUUGGGUUUCCGGCGGUGACGUUUCAUUUCGCCGGCGGUGCUGAUUUGGUGUUGGAAUCGGGGAGUUUGUUCCGGCAACAUGGUGGGGAUCGGUUUUGUUUAGCUAUUCUGCCAAGUAAUUCUGAGUUGUUGAAUCUGUCUGUGAUUGGGAUUUUGGCUCAACAGAAUUAUAAUGUUGGUUUUGAUCUUGAACAAAUGAAAGUGUUCUUUCGUAGGAUUGAUUGUCAACUUCUUGACGAGUAA